GCGGUGUUCGCCUCGUUUUCGUUUUCCCUUCAUCUAUAGAUCUGUUUUGUGUUGAACCACAGCAUACUCGUAUCCGUAAUUUAGAGUGUCCAACCGAUAAUGGCGGCCAGUAACGGUAAUUCAAAAAUGACCCAACAGGGCAAUGUGUUCGACUCCAAUGCCAUGACGCUGACGCGUUUUGUGCUCCAGGAGCAGAAAAAGUUCAAGAACGCGACUGGGGAUCUGUCCCAGCUUCUCAACUGCAUCCAGACGGCGAUCAAGGCGACGGCAUCGGCGGUGCGGAAGGCUGGUAUUGCCAAGCUCCAUGGCAUUGCCGGGGAUGUGAAUGUCCAGGGCGAGGAGGUCAAGAAGCUGGAUGUGCUCUCCAACGAUCUGUUCAUCAACAUGCUCAAGUCUUCCUACACCACCUGCCUCAUGGUAUCCGAGGAGAACGAGCAUGUGAUCGAGGUGGAGACAGAGAAACAGGGAAAAUACAUUGUCUGCUUCGAUCCACUGGACGGAUCCUCCAACAUAGACUGCCUGGUGUCGAUUGGCUCCAUCUUUUCCAUAUACCGGAAGAAGAGCGAGGGCGUGCCCACCGUCGAGGAUGCCCUACAGCCGGGAAACCAGCUGGUGGCCGCCGGCUAUGCUCUGUACGGCUCUGCCACGGCCAUAGUCCUCGGACUGGGAACGUCGGGAGUGAACGGCUUUACAUACGAUCCGGCCAUUGGCGAGUUCAUCCUCACUGACCCCAACAUGCGCGUCCCUGAGAAGGGAAAGAUAUACUCGAUCAACGAGGGCUAUGCCAGCGACUGGGAGGCGGGAGUGUUCAAUUAUGUGGCGGCAAAGAAGGAUCCCACCAAGGGCAAGCCCUACGGUGCCCGCUACGUGGGCUCCAUGGUGGCCGAUGUCCAUCGCACCAUCAAAUACGGCGGCAUCUUCAUCUACCCCGCCACAAAGUCCGCACCAAAUGGAAAGCUGCGUCUGCUCUACGAAUGCAAUCCCAUGGCCUAUCUAGUGAUCCAGGCCGGCGGCCUGGCCAGCGACGGAAAGAUCAGCAUCCUAGACAUUGUCCCCAAGAAGAUACACGAGCGCAGUCCCAUCUUCCUCGGCUCCAAGGCGGACGUUGAGGAGGCGCUCAGCUACUUAAAGUGACUUUUACUUUUGUAAUUUAUAAAUACACCCAACACAAGUUUGAUAUUUUGUACCUAAA
This is a messenger RNA of Drosophila persimilis, 1192 nucleotides long. RefSeq names its product fructose-1,6-bisphosphatase 1 (gene fbp). Lineage: Eukaryota; Metazoa; Arthropoda; Insecta; Diptera; Drosophilidae. Gene Ontology annotation, cellular component: cytosol; cytoplasm. Gene Ontology annotation, molecular function: fructose 1,6-bisphosphate 1-phosphatase activity. Bases 100 to 1134 code for a protein of 344 amino acids. The transcript is spliced from 4 exons. Gene Ontology annotation, biological process: sucrose biosynthetic process; fructose 1,6-bisphosphate metabolic process; fructose 6-phosphate metabolic process. The record is from RefSeq and is a predicted model, not a curated record.